CUCCAGCCACGGCGCCCAGAGCUGUGAUCCGUGCGCUCCGCUCAGCCAUCCUGGACCGGGCCGCCAUGUCUAUGUGGAGGAAAACCCUCUACAGGAGUGUGUGCCUGGCUCUGGCCCUCCUUGUGGCUAUCACCGUAUUCCAGCGCAGUGUGACCCCUGGCCAAUUUCUUGAGGAUCCUCUACCGCCCACACUGGAGCCACCCAAAACUGAAAAUGGGGGCAAUUCCAUCAGCUUCUGGAAGAGCUCAAAGGAUACAGCGGCUCCCUCCCCCGUAGCCCCUCGGGGACCCCAAACCUGGGAUGUGAUUAGCUCUAACUGUUCUGCCAAUGACAACCUGACCCAUCAGCCCUGGUUCCAGGGUCUCGAGCCACAUUUCCGGCAGUUUCUAGCCUAUCGCCACUGCCGCUUUUUCCCCAUGUUGCUGAACCACCCGGAGAAGUGCAAAGGGGACGUCUACCUGUUGGUGGUCAUCAAGUCAGUCAUCACACAGCACGACCGCCGGGAGGUCAUCCGUCAAACCUGGGGCCGGGAGACAGAGUCAGUCAGUCCGGGCAGGGGUGCCAUGCGUACCCUCUUCCUGCUGGGCACAGCAUCCAAGCAAGAGGAGCGGACCCACUAUCAGCAGCUGCUGGCCUAUGAGGACCGUCUCUACGGCGACAUUUUACAGUGGGACUUCCUUGACAGCUUCUUCAACCUGACCCUCAAGGAGAUCCACUUCCUUAAGUGGCUUGACAUUUAUUGUCCCAAUGUCCCCUUCGUCUUCAAAGGGGAUGAUGACGUCUUCGUCAACCCCACCAACCUGCUCGAGUUUCUGUCUGACCGCCGGCCCCAGGAAAACCUAUUUGUAGGCGACGUCCUGAAGCACGCUCGGCCCAUCCGCAGAAAAGAGAACAAAUACUACAUCCCCACCGUCAUGUACAGCAAGGCCACCUACCCGCCCUAUGCUGGCGGAGGGGGUUUCCUCAUGUCUGGCGUUCUGGCUCGGCAUCUCCACCAUGCCUGUGACACAGUGGAGCUCUUUCCGAUUGAUGAUGUCUUCCUGGGCAUGUGCCUGGAGGUGCUGGGGGUGCAGCCGAUCGGCCACGAGGGCUUCAAGACCUUUGGCAUCUCUCGGGUCCGAAGCAGCCGGAUGAACAAGGAGCCCUGCUUCUACCGCGCCAUGAUUGUGGUCCACAAGCUGCUACCUCCCGAGCUGCUGGCCAUGUGGGACCUGGUGCACAGCAACCUCACCUGUUCCCUCAAGUUCCAGGUGCUCUGAUCUGGCCGGGACGCCAGCACAUUUGCCCUCAAGUCCUUGGGGGUCCUGGGGCUGGAGCUACAGUACAUGGCAGUCUUUGGUCCCCUGUGGGAGAGGUGAAGGGUCUGGGCCUUCUGUGCCCCUGGGUGUGGUGUGGUACAGAGAGCAAGAGAGGAACUUCCUUGACUGAAGUUCAUCUGAGGACCUGAAUCCCUCCUAGCCUAGGCCUGUAGCCUGGCCCCU
This is a messenger RNA of Arvicola amphibius (Eurasian water vole), 1481 nucleotides long. RefSeq names its product UDP-GlcNAc:betaGal beta-1,3-N-acetylglucosaminyltransferase 7 (gene B3gnt7). Lineage: Eukaryota; Metazoa; Chordata; Mammalia; Rodentia; Cricetidae. The record is from RefSeq and is a predicted model, not a curated record. The transcript has 2 exons. Gene Ontology annotation, molecular function: hexosyltransferase activity. Bases 66 to 1259 code for a protein of 397 amino acids. Gene Ontology annotation, cellular component: membrane.